UGGCGCGGACCUCGCCCCGCAAGGCGGCGUCGAGAAACAUGCAGGAAACAACUUCAACCAACCCACCACUCAUUUUAAAGGCGACGCCCUCAUGCGCGCUGCUGCAUGUUGCUGCAUAGCAAAACCAAGAUCAUCACUGGUUUAGAUCCGACCAUUCCCGAUUCUGACUUUGCCAUUCGACAGCUACUUGGGAAAAUUUUCUGCUGCUCACCGCCAUCUUGGUCCGAGGAACCUAUAUUUGAUCGACGAAGCAGGCAAAACUGUUCCGAGAAGAAUGGCAGUCUCACUCGAGGUUGAAGUCGUCCUCCUGGACAUUGAGGGGACAGUAUGCCCUAUAAGCUUUGUCAAAGAUGUUCUUUAUCCGUACUCCGUCCAGGCCUUGCCCAACGUCCUUGCCACGCAAUGGGAUUCUCCCUCCUUCGCCACCUACCGGAACAGAUUCCCGGAAGAAUAUUGCACCUCUCGAGAAGGCCUCUCCGCCCAUUUCAACGACCUGAUCUCCCGUGACGUGAAAAUAUCCUACCUGAAGGAUCUCCAAGGCUACCUCUGGAUCAAAGGCUACGAGUCUGGCGAAAUACGAUGUCCGCUCUUCCCUGAUGUCCACCCUUCAUUCUUGAAGUGGCAGAAGGCAGGUGCCUCGAUCGUCAUCUACUCAUCGGGUUCCGUGGCAGCACAGAAACUCCUUUUCCAGUACACCAACUCGAAGCCGGACGCGGAUCUCAGGCCAUUGAUCAGUGGGUACUUCGACACUGUUAACGCCGGCAUGAAGAAGGAUGCGAGCAGUUAUCGAAAGAUAGCUGCAAGCAGGAAAGAGGAUAUUCGCAAGUGGUUGUUUCUGAGCGAUAGAGUUGAGGAAGUUGAAGCAGCGAAGGAAGCCGGAAUGCAGUCACUCGUUGUGGUCAGGAAUGGGAAUGCGCCAUUGACCGAGGAAGAGAAUAAGAAGCAUGAGCUCAUUGCCAGUUUUGAUGAGAUCAAGAUUGUUAGGUAG
Messenger RNA from Hyaloscypha bicolor E, 988 nucleotides. RefSeq names its product 2,3-diketo-5-methylthio-1-phosphopentane phosphatase. NCBI's taxonomy places the organism in Eukaryota, Fungi, Ascomycota, Leotiomycetes, Helotiales, Hyaloscyphaceae. The transcript is spliced from 3 exons. The coding region runs from base 275 to 988 and encodes 237 amino acids. The record is from RefSeq and is a predicted model, not a curated record. Gene Ontology annotation, molecular function: acireductone synthase activity; magnesium ion binding.